CUAGUGACGAUCAUUAACUGCGUUGAGGCAUACUCGCUAGCGUCGAAAACGGUUUUACACUGGUCGAGCGUUUGUGAUAUAUCUUUAAAAAAAAACCAACAGCAACAAAAUCGUCCUUCGCCCGAAAGGAUCCCACGAUGUUGAAAGUUGUUCUCCCUUUGCUUUUUGCGGCCUUCGCUUUGACAACUGCUCUACCGGUCAGGAACAGAUUCUUCGAAGAUGUCGAUGACUACAAGCGGGAUUUUGUCCCGAAGAAAACCUCGGAUUUCUACGAAAUUGCUUACGACGAGUAUCUUCGACGACGCGAACCGGCGCUAAGCGAAGGUCUUCUAGAAAACUAUGAGGACUAUGCCACAAAACGGGGCUUUGACGACAACUAUUACAGAGACGAGCCGGAAAAGGAAGAAUUCAGCGAUGAUGAAGUUUUGUCGCGUGCUUUCCUUCCUGAAGAAGACGAGAUGGCUUUCGACAAAUCAGACGAGGACUAUCCUCUUGAAGAUCCAGCACCAUGGCACCCAAUGGAGGAAGACAGCGUCGAGGCAGAUGAAUAUAUCCCCAAGUACCCAAACGAAGAAGAGGCUGACGAGUGGCUUUCCAAUGAACAAAGCGCAUGGACGAAUGCUGACGAUGAGCAGGAGAACGACGAAGAGGGAACGUUCGAUGUCCCGGAGGAGGAGGUAGACGAUGAAUUUGACCUGGCUGACGAUGCUGACAUGGCUGAAGAAGCUGGCAUGGCUAAAGAGGAACCUAACGAUGCGGAAGAGGAUGAAAUCGAUGAGGAAUUUGAAGAGGAUGAACCUGCCGUGGAAAAGGUUGAAGAAAUAGCGAAAGAAAGCGAUGAUACAGCCGAAAAAGCAGCAGAGGAAGCUAAGGAAGCCAUGGUGAAAGAUGAAUCAGAGGAAGAUGAAGCUGAGGAAGUAGCCGACGAAAAAGAUGAAGGCAAACAGGCAGACGAACCUGAGGAGGAGCAAGAGUCUCAAGAGGAAGAUGAAGCCGCAAAAGCAACGGAAGAAGAAGAUGAAGUUGAUGACAUGCUUCAAGAUGACGAUGAAACAGAGGAAGAUGACGCCGCGGAAGAAGACAAAGGAGAAGAUAAAGCUGAUGCCAUGCUUCAAGAUGAGGAUGAAACAGAGGAAGAUGACGCCGCGGAAGAAGACCCAGAGGAAGAUGAAGCUGAUGACAUGGUUCAAGAUGAAGAUGAAACCAAGGAAGAUGAUGCCUCGGGAGAAGACAAAGAGAAAGAUGAAGGCGAACAGGAAGAUGAGCCUGAAGAGGAAGAUGAAGCUGAGGAUGCGGCUAACGAUCUGCCUAUAGAAGACGUGGACGACGAACAAGAAGACGAACAAGAAGAUGAUGAAAUCGAGAAAUACGCAAAUGAAUUGUGGAGAGAAGAUGCGGAUGCUGAAAGUGACGAAGACGCCGAAGCCCGCGUAAGCCUGCCCCGAUACAGAGAUUUCCCAUCCGAGAGGAAAAUGGUAGAGGACCACAACAAAUUAGGUAGGAUAAUCAGCUUUUUCCUCUCUUUUCCAAAUCUUUUUCCUUGUAGCUCACGAGAAGAUUAAUUAAACUCUACUUCAUAUACAGCCCCAUAGCUGGGAUAUACAUGUAUCACUACUUUAUGAUGGCAGCUUUUCAGCAAAAAUAAAUAUACAUAUAUAC
Messenger RNA from Orbicella faveolata, 1659 nucleotides. RefSeq lists its product as uncharacterized. The record is from RefSeq and is a predicted model, not a curated record. NCBI's taxonomy places the organism in Eukaryota, Metazoa, Cnidaria, Anthozoa, Scleractinia, Merulinidae.